AUGUAUGCAUGUUUUAAGUCCGCGUAUUUCUUGGCCAUCAAGAAGACAGAUGGAGCUGCUGUUUUGGCUAGAAAAUUUGUGCGAAAGAUUGUAAGGCUGCAUGGAGUGCCAGCUAGUAUUGUGUCAGGCCGUGAUCCCAGAUUCACUUCAGAGUUUUGGAGAGCUUUUCAGGGAGAGAUGGGCACUAAGGUCCACUUGAGUACAGCUAAUCAUCCGCAGACAGAUGGGCAAUCAGAGAGGACUAUCCAGACUUUGGAGGAUUUGCUGAGGAUGUGUGUGCUAGAUUGGGGUGGCCAUUGGGCAGAUCACCUGAGCUUAGUUGAGUUUGCAUACAACAACAGCUUUCAGGCGAGUAUUGGCAUGACUCCAUUUUGA
Microthlaspi erraticum is the source of this 375-nucleotide messenger RNA. The record is from the annotation of a GenBank genome assembly. Lineage: Eukaryota; Viridiplantae; Streptophyta; Magnoliopsida; Brassicales; Brassicaceae.